Seminavis robusta is the source of this 1356-nucleotide messenger RNA. NCBI's taxonomy places the organism in Eukaryota, Bacillariophyta, Bacillariophyceae, Naviculales, Naviculaceae. The record is from the annotation of a GenBank genome assembly.
AUGUCCAUCCCCAUUCUGUUUUCGCUUAUUCUUGUGGGUAGCUUUUUGGAAGGAUCAUGGGGAUUUGACAUCCAAGCAUUCCUUGCAUCCAAGAAGAAACACAGCAUUGUUCUGCCACUAACUCCUUCCAGGUACUGCGUCGAAUCGAAUCAACGUCUGCUGGCCGCCUUUGACACAAUGGUCGAAGGGAUAUCCUCCGAGUGUGGCUUUGUUCCGGUGACACAGUCGGUUGUGCAGGAAUAUACCAUUCCCUUGUUGGGAGACGACUGUGUCUUGACAUUUGUACCGCCAGCAGCUCCGUCACUUGGCGAUCUGGAUGCAACAACAACGACUGCAGGGGCGCCACCAAUGGAGUUUGUGCUCAGUUUGGAGGGUGCUCAGACCACUGAAGAAGACUUUGGAUGGAUCUGCCAAAAGUUCUACGAGAGUCGAGCUACGUUUGAUGAUGAUCAUGGGUUUCAAUUGCUCGAUUUGUCGAGUCUUCGGGAAGAAGUGUUUCAGCACGUCAACAGCAACAACCAGCCAUCCCAUCCUGGAAAUCUCGCUUCUGAUUCCAAACAGUCCUCUCACAAUAACGACAACGUCAUGGAACAAUUGUUUCAAACGUCAUUGUCGUCCGCUUCCAACUCCAAAGAGGUCUUGCAAGAACUUCAAUCCAAGGGUUUUGUGCAGUUGCACGGGGGUCCCAAGACUAGUGACCAAUCCAACAUGAACUUAUCCAAGUAUCUGCUGCAGAAAACCGGCCAAGGAAGAAAAAUCCGUCGCGAUACGGUAGCAUUUUUGGACCGAGAACAAGCCAAACCCUGCGGCUUGGAAGGCCACUGCGACCUCCUCAUGGGCAUGGCGGAUUAUUUGAAUCGACACUUGGACUUGUCGUUCAUUGACAGCAGCACUGGAUAUGCCCCGAUUGCACCUGCCACAAUCCUGGCACCCCUGACGACUCCCAGCAAAAUUCAAGCUGCCGAGUACGGACUUGGCGAUUUCUAUGUAGCACAUUCCGACAAUUCUUGGUACAAAGACAAUAAGGGCGAGGAUUCAUUGACAACGAGGAGGAACUAUCGGUGCUACACGGCUAUUUUGUAUUGCAAUGACGAUUGGGAAGAAUCCGAUGGUGGUGCCCUUAGGAUCUACCAUGAUUCGCAACAUUACUCUCGGGUAUCCGAAGCCGUGACAACGGAUCCAACAAAGUACACGGAUGUCAUUCCUACCAAUGGCCGAUUGGUCAUUUUUGAUUCCAAGUUGGUCCAUUCGGUAGAGCCCGUCUUGACCGAUCGACGGAGACGAGCCUUGACGGUGUGGAUCUUGCAACCCACCGAUGAACCAGUCCUUGGAGAGAUCGUGGAUGUUCCUCUCUAA